ACAUCAGCAAGAACCAGAGCAACAAGAUGAUAUCGAAAACGAUCCUCUACGGCCUGACCCUUGCCAGCAGUAUAUCAACAACGCUAGGCCAUUGGACUUAUAGCAGACUAAUUGUGAACGAUGAAGUCGUCGGAGAGCCCUGGCAGUAUAUCCGACGUCACAAUAACUCAAAUGCGCCAUUGACGAAUGUGAACUCGACCGAUUUCCGGUGUAACGUGGACGCCCAGGCAGCCGAGACUUAUACGGUGCGCGUCGGCGACGAGGUCGGUUUCGGGAUCGACGAACACUUCGGCCACCCGGGCAUCCAACAGGUGUAUCUAUCUAGAGCACCCGAAGGUGUCGCGGCCGCUGAUUACGACGGAUCCGGGGGUUGGGCUAGAGUGUACUCGCUCACAUCGUCGCCAACCAAUUCCACCAAUUCCUCUUCUACCAAUGACGAGGAGGAGGAGGUGCUCACGUGGGCCACGCACAACAUGGAAACUUUCCGGUUCGCGCUGCCGACUUCGACUCCGCCAGGCGAGUACCUCCUCCGAGCCGAGGGAUUAGCAUUGCACGCGGCGCACAAAUGGGCGCAAGCCCAGUUCUACGUGUCGUGCGCGCAGAUUAAAGUCGUUGCGGGGGAGGAAGAUGUGACUAAUAAUCUGGGCGCGGACGUAAGGGAGGAGGAGGAGGAUCUCGGUCCGCUAGUCACGAUCCCCGGCGUGUACAGGGGGGACGAGCCGGGGGUACUGAUCCCGGUAUUCUGGUCUUUCCUGACGAAUUACACAGCUCCUGGCCCGGCUCUGUGGCCGGAGGGCACGCAGGAACAGCAUGUUGUUGAGCAGCUUUGAGGUUUCUUUUCUAUUUGAGGUAGUUAAUAUGAGGAUAACUGAGUUGUACAGAGAGGG
This is a messenger RNA of Daldinia vernicosa, 887 nucleotides long. RefSeq names its product glycoside hydrolase. The record is from RefSeq and is a predicted model, not a curated record. The transcript has a single exon. Bases 27 to 830 code for a protein of 267 amino acids. NCBI's taxonomy places the organism in Eukaryota, Fungi, Ascomycota, Sordariomycetes, Xylariales, Hypoxylaceae.